AUGGGGUUGGGCCUGGGGAUGGGCCUGGGCCCGGAGAUUAAGGCCAGCGAGUUACGACCAGAAUCCAUUUGGAUGAAUGAUGGAAGGUUGGCACAAGGAGACAUUCGGUUGGAGUGGGAGUUAUCACACUUUCUACCACAAUGUGGAGAAUGUACCUCUUGCCUGAAUUCUGAGGGCAAUUUUUGUAUACAAUCCAAACAGUCAAAAACCCAACUGAUGUCUGAUGGUACCAGCAGGUUUACCUGAAAGGGAUAAUCAAUAGAUCACUUCGAUAAUACCAGCACCUUCUCUGAAAACACAGUGAUAAAGGAAAUCUCGGUUGCCAAGAUUGGUGCAGUUGCUCCUAUGGAAAAAGUAUGCCUAAUUAGCUGUGGCUCUUCCACUGGGUUUGGUGCUGCAAUCAACACUGCCAAGGUGACUCCAGGUUCUACCUGUGUCGUGUUCGGCCUGGGAGGAAUAGGUUUGUCUGUUGUCACGGGUUGUAAAGCAGCAGGAGCAGCCAGGAUCAUUGGAGUGGACGUCAACAAGGAUAAAUUUAAGAAGGCAAAGGAAUUGGGUGCCACUGAGUGCAUCAACCCUCAGGACUUCAAGAAACCCAUUCAAGAAGCUUUAUUUCAUAUGACAGAUGCUGGUAUAGAGUUUUGCUUUAAGGCCAUUGGAAAUCUGGACACUGGGUAUACAGCUGCCCUGGCCUCCUGCCAUGAGAGCUAUGGGGUCUGUGUGAUUGUUGGGGUGUUGCCUGUCAGUGUUCAACUCAACAUCAGUGGCCAGUUGUUCCUCUCAGGACGUUCUUUGAAGGGUUCUGUUUUUAGAGGCUGGAAAAGCAGAAAGCACUUCCCUAAACUGGUUGCUGAUUAUAUGGCAGAGAAGUUUAAUCUAGACCCACUAAUUACUCAUACUCUGAAUUUUGAUAAAAUCAAUGAAGCAGUUGAAUUAAUGAAUACUGGAAAAUGUAUCUGCUGUGUCCUGUUACUUUAA
Molecule: messenger RNA, 978 nt
Organism: Cebus imitator (Panamanian white-faced capuchin)
Lineage: Eukaryota; Metazoa; Chordata; Mammalia; Primates; Cebidae
Product: alcohol dehydrogenase 6-like
Exons: 8
Biological process (GO): retinoic acid metabolic process; retinol metabolic process
Cellular component (GO): cytosol
Molecular function (GO): zinc ion binding; all-trans-retinol dehydrogenase (NAD+) activity
Source: RefSeq, a predicted model, not a curated record